GCAUCGCAAAAGAACGCUUUCGUCCUCUUCAAGGCCUCAUGGUGCAAAGUAUGCCAGUCAAUAGCUCCUGUGUUCGAGAGACUUGAAGAGACAUAUGCAACGAAUCUCUUCCUUGUUGUGGACAUCGACCAGAACGAGGGCACUGCCGUUUCGCAAGGAGUUGACGCCAUGCCAACCUUUGUGGCGUACAAGAAUGGCGACAAAGUGGACGAG
Messenger RNA from Guillardia theta CCMP2712, 213 nucleotides. RefSeq lists its product as hypothetical. The record is from RefSeq and is a predicted model, not a curated record. NCBI's taxonomy places the organism in Eukaryota, Cryptophyceae, Pyrenomonadales, Geminigeraceae. The annotation marks the transcript as partial. The transcript is spliced from 2 exons.